Molecule: messenger RNA, 319 nt
Organism: Protopolystoma xenopodis
Lineage: Eukaryota; Metazoa; Platyhelminthes; Monogenea; Polystomatidea; Polystomatidae
Source: the annotation of a GenBank genome assembly
ACACUCUAGACGGAGAGCGAGGGAGCUUUGCAUGCCUAUUCACGCCAGCUCCGAUAACACAGUCACCAUCGCCGCAACAGGUUCUGCUUCAUCAACUGAAGCGGAGUCUGCUUCGGUUUCUGCUUGUCAGCUACCUCCGUCCGCUGACCUGCUGCAUUUGGUUGAUGAGACCCCCUUAGUUCAGGCAAUCUCACUCUCUGUUGGGGCGAGGAACGCAGUUCUCAUUCCAGGUGAUCCUUCCGGUUUAAUUGCGUCGGUUAGGAGAAUUAAUCAGCCGGGAGAAGACGAGGGAGAAGAAUUGGUAUUGGAUGAAGACGGU